CCACUGGUGGAGCUUUAUGUCAGUUGUGUUGGGUAACCCUUGUGUUGAAUGGUGAUGCUGGGCCAUUGAAUUGUUUAUUCAAAUGCACAUGUGAGCAUGUUAUAUCCCAUGGCCAACAACUCCACAACUUUGUCCCCAAAGCAGGCAUUGUACGUAAGGCAUUGUGCACAAGUGUCCAAGCGCUUGUGAAAGAGAAUUUGCACAUGUGCGAGGCACCAAAAGGAUCAGAUCAGAAGGAGGAACCAUGGCAGGUCAGGAUUCAGUCCCUUUGUGUUCUUGUUGCAUCUGAUGUCCCAAUGCUGGGCGUCUUCCCAUAUCCCUCAUGUCCUACAAGUGUUAGUUAUGUGGUUGUUGUUGUUUAAUGUGUAAUGUUUUUUGUGCGUUGUUGUUGUUAACUGCUAUCAAGUCAACUUUGACUUAUGGCAACGUGAUGAAUGAGAAUCCUCCAAGCCCCCCAUCUAUGACCUCCAUGCUCAGGUCCUGCAAGUCUGUCUAUAUUGGCAAUGUAUGUCCCCCGAUGUUAUAGUGGAGAGUGACUCUGCUCUGAGCUAGCUCUUGGCUAGCUCUUUUAAAGUUUGGGCUAAAACCCAGAGCAGAUCCACUGCAGAGAUGCUGGAAUGGGAGCAACCAUAUCUGUCUCAUCUUGGUCUCUGAUCUGUUGAUGUCCGUCUUUGCCUAUUCUAAUAUAUCUAUCCAUCUUUCUCCAAAAGGCUGCAAUGACAUGGAUCAAUUGAACGGAGGCAACAACAGGGACUACGCUAUAAAAUUAGGUUCAAUGCCGCGUCAGAAAUAGCAACUUCUUGCAGAGAGUCCAGGGAAGCGGUCGGUGGGCAAGAGAGUGUCCAAGGCUGUCCAAGAGAGACGACUCCUUUCGGGGGAACCUGGAGAUAUUGGCGCUUCUGGGUCGUUUGGUGGACAUCUUGCCAGUUUCAUCCAGACCCUGGGCAUGGACAGUCUAUGCCAAAGAGACCAGCCAUGGAUUUAAGGAAGCUAAGGAUCUCCGUCUCGGUGGACAUCUGAGCUACAGAGUUGUCCAAAAGCGUUGGGUGGACCGAGACCUCCAUUUUGGAAAGAUCCUCCAGUCCUGAUGAACCUUGCGUUGUCUCAGGGACCAUAGCUCCAAAGGUCGCUGGUUGGUUUGGAGGUCUUGUACCCUGGUCAUCCUCACCCAUGUCACUGGCCAUGAAAGCCCGCCAGAAGGUGAAACGGAAGGGAGCAGCCAAGGAUCGUGUCUUUGGGUGUGACCUGGUGGAACAUCUCCAGCUAUCUGGGCAAGAAGUCCCUCAGGUUCUGAAGAGCUGCACCGAGUUCGUGGAAUGCCAUGGGAUCGUGGACGGGAUCUACCGGCUCUCUGGCGUCUCAUCGAACAUCCAGAAACUAAGGCUUGAGUUCGACACAGACCGGACCCCCGACCUCAACAAGGAUGUGUAUCUCCAGGACAUCCAUUGCGUCAGCUCCCUCUGCAAGGCCUACUUUCGGGAGCUGCCAAACCCUCUCCUCACCUAUCAGUUGUAUGAUAAGUUUGCGGACGCUGUGGCCAUCCAGAUGGAAGAAGGACGGCUUGAGAAGAUCAAGGAGGUGCUGAAGGAGCUGCCGGCGCCGCACUACAGGACGUUGGAGUUCCUGAUGAAGCAUUUGGUCCGCAUGGGAUCGUUCAGCUCCCAGACCAACAUGCAUGUCCGAAACCUGGCCAUCGUCUGGGCACCCAACUUGCUCAGGUCAAAGGACAUUGAAGCAUCCGGGUUCAACGGCACUGCAGCCUUCAUGGAAGUCCGCAUCCAGUCCAUUGUGGUGGAGUUCAUCCUCACCCAUGUGGAGCAGAUCUUUGGAGAUGCUCCUCUCCGAGGAGGCACCCGUGAGUCUCUCCGGAAGUCCCUUCUGCUCAUGGGGUCACCGGUUCCCCUUCCGGACGAUAAAUGCUGCUUUUCAUACAACGUCCCAGCCAUGCUGAACCAAGGGGACGGCCCGCCGCAGAUGCGCCCAUAUCACACCAUCAUUGAGCUCACCGACAGCAAGAAGGGCUCCCUUAAGGGAAAGAAAUGGAGGUCGAUCUUCAACCUCGGCCGUUACAGCCAAGACGCCAAGCGGAGGUUUCUCAAACCGGAGGACAAAGAUGACAAAACUGGGAAGCUGCGACUGCGGCCAGCGAAAAGCAUGGAUUCCCUCAGCUCUGUGCCAUGCGCCGGAGAUGAUGAGGCUCUGCUGGGAAGGAAGAAGUCCCAGAAGAAGCUGCUGACCCUCGGGCGCGAGAGCUUUGACGGCCCGGCUUCCCUCGACAGCAGCUUCGUCCUGGAGUCCGAGGAUUACCCGGGCAAGAUGAAAAUGGAGGAAGGCCAGGGCAAGUCAGAGGACGAAGCCACGGCCAAGUCGGAACCCACCACUCCCAAGUCCAGCCGGUCCAGUCUGGUCGGGGGUCCGAGCCCUCAAGGCCGUUCCCCCAAGAGCGGGCGAAGCCGAGCGGAGAAAUGCGUCGGGGUCCACAUCUCCGGGCCCUUCUCUGUCACGGUUCCCUUCCACAUCACGUCCAACUUGACCUUGUCCCGGCUGACCCGGGGCCUGGAGUGUCCGGCCUUGAGCCACUGCACUGUGGAGAAAGAGGCUCUGGAGGAGAUGUCCAGCCCCAAAGGAGAGGAAGAGUCUGCCAAGGAAGGGGAAACUGAGGCAAGGCUGGUGUUUAUGGCCACCGCCGACCAGGGAGAGCCUGCAGCAAAAACAAGCACGGAGGACUCGCCUGACUUGGAGGAGAACCGGAUGUCUCUGGAGGUCCAGGACUCCUUCUCGUUCCUGGACAACCAAGAUGCCUGGCUGGGCAACAGCCCUGAGGAGGAACAGCAGCCCCAGAAAAAUCCCAGCAGGGUCCCCAAUAUCACAGAGUAUGGCCUGGACACUUGCCCCCUCAUGGAAGACGAUAUGGGGACCGGGUUCAUGAACGAAAUCAUUGGAGGUGGGAUGCAGCUGGACAUGUUUUCUUCUCUGCCGCCCCUGAAUUACCUGUCCAUUGAGGAGUGCAUGAAUGAACAUUCAGAAGAGGAAGACGACCAGUAUUAUCUAGCCUUGGGCUGCAUCGAUAGCGAAGCAUCGGCAAAGGAGGUUGACUCCGAGGAGGUCUACCUGAGUGCUUUUGAUGAUCUCAGCCCUUUGGUCAAUGAAGCAGAGCCUCUCCAGACGUCUGACAAACUUCACAACCCUGAUGCCUCUUUGCCAAAAAGCACACGGGAAGACCAACCCACCGCUGUGGCUGGAGGCACAACUCCCAAAGAUUCAACCAAUCCCCAUUUAUUUGAAGCUGGAAUGAAGGCUCAGUCGGGGGGGCCACCAUCUCACGGUUCAGGAUUAGCUGAUUUGCAUCCGUAUCCCAAAUCAGUUGAUCCAGCUGAUGAAGACUUGGGUGUUUUGCCAGUCCAUCUUCCAGAAUUGGACAAUCCACCUGAGAAAGAGUUGGGCAUCUCCCCAAAUCCUAGUAGGCAUUUCAGUGCAUUGGAAGCAUGCCUGAAGGAAGAAGCAGAGGCUGCUAAAGAAGAGCCUGGGUUGUUGUUGGAAGCAGAAGGAACAGCCAGUGGAAAUGGAGACAACUCACAGAUGACCCCCAACCACCCUGACCAAGCCCCAGAAGAAAACCCACCAAGACCUCUGGAUCUGAAGUAUGAGAACCAAGUGGCUCCAGCAAGCCUUGAAGAUGAGUGGAGUUGGCAACUGGAACCUCCAAACUUGUUGGAAGUUGACCACGCUCAGUGGCCUCCUUGUGUUCCCAGCAUGGAGAUGGACAGUCCCAUUCCAGAGGUCAUUGGGAUAUCUGACGACCGCAUGGAUUGUGAGCUCCUGCUUCAAGAGACAGAGCUAUUGUGGGGUAGAGAGAUUCAUCCUCAAAUGGUCAGAGGCCCUUUGCUCCUGGAAGAUCUCACCUGUCUUGAUGGUCAUCCUUCAUUCUUGCUGGGUACUAGUUCUGACAAAGAGUCUUCUGAGAGAUCCACCAUGCUGGCUUCAGGGUUGAGAGCACCUAGUCCUGAGCAGCCACCUUCAGAGGUUUCCUUACUCAGUGAUUCUACAGAACCUGACAUGUCAACACUCCAGGCUUGUCCUCCCAAGAACCUUCCAGAAAGCCUUCUUCCAGCACCUCAGGUGGAAACUCCAAAGGCCUCCAAGGAUGAACCUUCUGAUGGAAGCGUCCACAUGAAGCUGACCUCCAGCUCCGUCCAAGUGCAGCAGGUGAAGUCUUUCCCUGUCAUACCACCCAAGCCUCAAUUUGCUAAGAUCCCUCCUUCCUUGACCCCAAGGAUCCCCGCCAAAGACGUUCCCAAGCUGUCCAUCCCAUCUCCAACAAAUGAUGGGAAUGGGAUGAAGGAGAGGUCUAAAGAAGGCUCUUCUCUGCCCAGGUCCCUUCGCCCAGCCAGCUUGGACACUUACUACAGCAGCAAUACAAGGAGCAACAAGGUCCUUCUAGAAUUAUCCAAGACGCCCAACUCUUUGGAGGCCGGAUACAGCGACCCUGGGGUCCUUCAGACGCAGCGGAACUCCAUGCCGGUGAGUUUCGAGAAAUACAGCAGAGAUUUGGAGAUCAGGGAAGGAAGUAACUCACACGAUCUCCCCUCUUUCUCCCCACCGCUGGAGAAAUACAACCUUCGCCCAAAGAGCAAUGAGCCUGGAAAGGAUGACCUCCACCUUAUGAAGUGCUCCCUGCCAGAGAGUUUGGAGAGAUAUGGGAAAAGUGAGCUCUCCCCAAGGCAGCUCCCCCCAGAAGGUCUUGGUUCUCUGAUGAAACAGGCCCCACUGACGCAAAGAUGGAGCAACUGGCGCAACGGGGGCAGCAUGUCUUUUGAUGAGGCCGUGGCUCUCGCCAAGGAGAGGCACGGAGGCCAGGCUCCCAUGCGGAGGAUGAAGACCUAUUGCUGUGGAGAUGCGGAGGGGCGUCACAGCCUGGCCAGAGCGGAGACGCCGCCCCCACAUUGCAGACCUGCUCUCAAGCCUUUGGGGCAGCGACCCUUGAGACCCCAGAGCUGUGCAGCUCCAGCCACAGCCCUCGAGGGCCACGUUUGGGGGAAACCGCUUCUCAGUCCAGUGUCGCCGGACGUCGCUCCGGAAAGUCCGCUCUCUCCAAGCCAGGAGAAAGCGCUGUUUGGCCCUCAAGAUUUCCCUCCAAGGAGCAGACUGAGUUUGUCAAAACUGGGGCGCCGGUUGUCUCUGUCGGAAGAGGUGUCUUGCAUGGAGCCCCUGGAGAGGAGGUGAUUGGUUUGGUUUCCAAAAUGGCCACCCAACCCAAUAUCAGCAUCAAUGUGCAUGUGUGUUAUGUGUGUCCUUUCUAGGGGCCUUUCCAGCUCAGGAUUAGACCAGGUCCUGAGGUUUUGGAGGCCAAAACCUGAGACUUGGGAGACUUGGGGGUCUGGUUUUGGGGAUGUCAUUGUCAUCCAACACCUUAAGCAUCAACCAUAGCUACCAAGAGUAUGGCAUUCAGUCAAAAAAUACCAAAUCUAAUAAAUGAAGGGAAAUACAUAUGCAUACCUGGAAUGAUGUCCUGUUUCAAAAAUGUACACACACACAUAUACAUAUAUAUAUAUAUACAUACACAC
Sceloporus undulatus (fence lizard) is the source of this 5564-nucleotide messenger RNA. RefSeq names its product Rho GTPase activating protein 30 (gene ARHGAP30). Bases 1171 to 5223 code for a protein of 1350 amino acids. NCBI's taxonomy places the organism in Eukaryota, Metazoa, Chordata, Lepidosauria, Squamata, Phrynosomatidae. The transcript has 13 exons. The record is from RefSeq and is a predicted model, not a curated record. Gene Ontology annotation, biological process: small GTPase-mediated signal transduction. Gene Ontology annotation, molecular function: GTPase activator activity.